AUGGCCCCCUCAAAAGCGCGUUCCAGCCCCGCCGUCGAGCGGCGCGACCGUCUAACUCUCGCGAAACUGGCCAGCUAUGACGACGUCGCGACGGAUGCGCUCGUUGAUCGGGCUUAUUUUUGGACAAAUACGCGCAAGAACCGAACCAAAUACAUCCCUGUGAGAGGCAUCAUGGACGACAAGGUUGCCGAGAUCCUCCUACACCAUGUAAUCGUUGCCAAGGACACGGUGAAAGCGGAGCGAGAGCUACUGGCAAUCUCCGGAAUCAAGAAGUACAUGGCCAAGCUACCGAGCGACCGGGAGAAGGAAUGGUUUCGGCGCCAUCUGCGCAAGUACAUCCAGAUGUACCUUCCGGACUGCCCCUUUGAGGUUACGACGACCAAUCGGUACACCAUCACCGAACACGAAGCCGCUAUCUGUGCGCGCAAAUUUAUCAAGCAAGGCCAGGAAAUCAAAUAUCUGAGUGGGACAUUGGUGCCCAUGACUCGCGAAGAGGAACAGGAUCUCGACCUCAAAAGAAAAGAUUUUAGUAUUGUCAUGUCCAGCCGAAGAAAGACCCCCUCCUUUUUCCUGGGCCCCGCGCGUUUUGCGAACCACGACUGCGAUGCGAACGGCCGUCUUGUCACUCGGGGAUCCGAGGGCAUGCAGGUUGUGGCCACGCGGGACAUCGAGAUUGGAGAAGAGAUCACGGUCUCCUACGGCGAGGAUUACUUUGGAAUUGACAACUGCGAAUGUCUGUGCCUGACUUGCGAACGCGCAGUCCGUAACGGAUGGGCCCCCCAAGUCGAUUCCGAGGCGUCGAGCACGGCAUCCACCCCGGCGCUUAACGAUGAAACGAAGUCGGCACAUGGUUCUACUUCCCCUCAGAAGCGCAAGUACGCUCCCGAUGCUGAUUCAGAUGCCUCCGCCUCGCCUACGCCACAGAAGCGGAGAAAAUUCUCCCGUCAGUAUUCGAAAUUGAGAACGGAGGUGUCUCUCUCCGGCGAUGUAACCGCUAUUGAACCGGAUCCAGAGCAGAACACCAAAAUUGCUGUGGAAACGACCACGGACGUCCCAAAGGAUAAACCAGCCACCAAUGGUGUCACCGAAAAUGAAUCCAACGCCCGAGUCAGCGAGAAUCAGCGCGCAACUUCUGACAGGGAACCUUCGUCUCCACUUGGAGUGGAUGAAUCGCAGAAUUCGUCGGCUUCUACAGCGCCUACUUCUCUCUUUGACGUCGGGAUUAAACUUGAAGAAUCAACCGAGGCUUUUACGCAGGAAACUCUGACGACUACCAAAGCUGGAAGUGUAGCUGACAGCCAUGGUGACGGAGACUGCCGUCAACUGACCGCCGGUAUCGAACAAGAAGCAUUGUCGGAGCUGUCCGAAUCGCUGGAAUUGGAUGAUAAAUCUGGUACUGUGGUCAAACGGAGGAAACGUCGAACGCGACGCCAAGUCGUCCCCUCUGUAGAAGACGAAUCACACCGUGUGCGUGUCCCGGGAGACUACACCAAGACGUCGAAGUUACUAGCUCAAUCCUACGAUCGAUGGGUGGAAUGUCGCACAUGCAAAACCUGGUUCCUCCAACACAACUCAUAUCUGACGCGCCGCGAGUGUCCACGCUGCGAGCGGCACUCCAUGUUAUAUGGGUUCCAAUGGCCCAAGACCGACAAAGACGGUCCUCUAGAUGACGAGGAACGAGUGAUGGACCAUCGAACCGUCCACCGCUUUCUUUAUCCCGAAGAAGAAGCCCGCAUCUCCCGCAGAGAUCGAGGCGUCAGCUUCGGAGUGACUCCCACCCCGGAGUUGUCUGAACCACGCACAGAGACCGAGGAUAGUGAAGCGUGCGAUGAGCGACGUAACACGAGGGCCAGCAGACGGCGGACACAAUCCUUGCGGAUGACCAUGUAA
This is a messenger RNA of Aspergillus terreus NIH2624, 1890 nucleotides long. Its product is annotated as SET domain-containing protein. The transcript has 2 exons. Gene Ontology annotation, cellular component: nucleus. The record is from RefSeq and is a predicted model, not a curated record. Bases 1 to 1890 code for a protein of 629 amino acids. Gene Ontology annotation, molecular function: histone H4K20 methyltransferase activity; protein binding. Lineage: Eukaryota; Fungi; Ascomycota; Eurotiomycetes; Eurotiales; Aspergillaceae.